Molecule: messenger RNA, 1200 nt
Organism: Amoebophrya sp. A120
Lineage: Eukaryota; Dinophyceae; Syndiniales; Amoebophryaceae
Source: the annotation of a GenBank genome assembly
AUGGUUCGUUCUUCUUCCACAUCCCGGGCUGCAGGCCUUCUUCCCGUGGCGCGCGAUGUGGCCGCCGCAUUCACAUUUCCGCGGACGGGGUUGGUCGCCCGCAACCGGACCGUUCUCGCGGCCAUGACCAACCGGCAGUCGUUUCCGGACGGCACGCUGUCAAAGGAGGAAGUUGAUUUUCUGGUCCGGCGAGCGCAGGGCGGGUUUGGCAUCGUCACCACGGCGUGUGCGCACGUGACGCGGGACGGGCAAGGCUUUCCGGGCGAGCUCGGCGUGUUCGACGACAAGCACCUGCUGGGCCUGGGGUUUCUUGCCACGGAGCUGCGCAAACACGGCGCGCUGUCCCUGGUUCAGAUAUUUCACGCCGGGCUCCAGGCGCCGCAGCACCUGACCGGCGAGGUCCCGAAGAGCCCCUCGGGACCGCUGCAGGUAGGCACGCACCUGUCGGAAACGGGGCUCUCCCGGGAGUUCACGGAAUCGGAGGUCUGGGACGUAAUCGACGCCUUCGCGACCGCGACCCGGCGGGUCUUUGAUGCAGGAUUCGACGGCGUCGAGCUGCACGGGGCGCACGGGUAUCUGAUCAACCAGUUCCUGGGGGCGGAAACCAAUUUUCGAACGGACGGGUUCGGCGGCACGCGGCAGAACCGGUUUCGCUUUCUGUUCGAAAUCAUUGCCGCGAUCCGGCGGAUUUUACCGCCACCGGGCGCGGCCGACUUCCGCCCCUUUCUGAUCGGCGUCCGCAUCUCGCCGGAGAGGAAUUGUGGGGUCUUGCUGGAAGACAGCAUCGAGCUGACGAAGCAGCUGCGGGACCUGCAGGUGGACUUCAUUCAUCUCUCCUGCUGGGACAUUCGCCAAACCUCCUCACAGGAGACGAAUUCCAGCAAAACGCUGACCGAGCACUUCACCUCGCGAAUAAAGGACCUGCCGCCGGUGAUCACGACGGGCCGAAUCUGGACGCACGACGACUGCUUGCUGGGUCUGCAGCAAGGAGCGGAUUUGCUCGGGUCCGCUCGCGCCUCCAUCGGGAACCCGGACUGGGCGAUGGAAAUCGUACAGCAGGCGAGUGCGUACCAGCCGAAGUUGCCUCCCUAUUCCGAAGACCACCUGAAAAGACAGUCGCUUAGCGACGUCUUUGUGUACUACAUGCGACGUUGGCGCUUCGUUGAGCGCGACGGGAAAGUCCUGCCAUUUCGGGAAUAG